Molecule: messenger RNA, 2248 nt
Organism: Tuber aestivum (summer truffle)
Lineage: Eukaryota; Fungi; Ascomycota; Pezizomycetes; Pezizales; Tuberaceae
Source: the annotation of a GenBank genome assembly
AGGGCCACGAAAGGGGGGGGGGAACCAGUUUUUGUACAUGCGGCGGUAAAUUGUAUCAUGAUUGACGGUGUUGGCACGGUACUUUGCGGGAUUCCGAUGGUGUAUCGGUAUGGUGGUCUGUCUGGCUUGCACCGCACCGUGCCAUGAUGAUACUCUGCGAGGUUCGAACUCGACUCCCUCCACUCACGAGGCCUUGCUUGAAACGCGGGAAAAGGGGAAGAGGAGAUCGGUGCAAGUUGUUAGUAAAGAUGAGGGAAAGAGAGACAAUUAUCGCUAUCUACGGUGGUAUUCUCUCGCGCCGUAUCCUGCCCUGUCCCUAUCUAUCGUAAAUAACAGGACUGGGAGACUUUCGCCUUCUUGUUCGCAAUUUCUAAUAUUUCUCCCGCUUCCUCUUCUCCGUCUUCUCCGUCUUCUCGUACCCGAACAUUAUCACCACAUUUCUCCCCCCACGGUACUGUGCUCUUGUCUGUAUACUUCGGCUGCGAACAGAAGGUCCUCGCAGGAGAUACACAAAGCGGGUCGAGUGUCUCUCUCCUCCUUCUCUUCCCCAUCCUCCCUUGUCCUUUUGCCAGGCUGGCUCCACCGCGGGCCACAAAUCGAUCAUCUCCCCUUUCUUUCUUUCCCGCGUUCUGUUCUCGCCGUGGAGGUCAUUUUUCUCUGUACGAGUACGAGUACACACUGUAUCUGGGCAUAGGUUAGUCUUCAACUCUUGCAAACCAUUCCUGGUUCACCGAUCCUCCACCUCCGUUACCUCACUUUACCCUCUCUCUCCCUCUCCCUCCCUCUCCCUUUUCACUCUCUCUCGCUACCUCUCUCCGGUUCAACUCUCUCUCGCCCCCUCUCGCCCAACCUCACUCCCAUUCACCUCGCCCGGGUUGCCCUGUCAACUGGGAGCGAGAUAUAUCGUAGUUCUGCUAUCAUAAUCCCUUGCUCGCCUGCCCGCCCGCCUGUCUGUUCGAUUUAUCCCUUUUAUUUAUUCCUCCCUUUCUUCUGUGGUCUUCUCCGCCCCGGGUUUCCUGUUCUAAUCGUGUGCACAGCACUUGCCGCUUAUCUCCCUGUCUCUUCCUUCUUGCCCCCACCCCCUCCACACCAUACCCUACCCUCUUGUUGCUCCCUCAAGCCGUGUUUCUGAUUCACGGUUGUGGUCGCUUCACAACCAAUCGCUGCCGUACACCUAUUCCGCCUAAGCUGUUGACAUCGUGCCUAUGGCUAAGUGCACGAUACAAAAACAGCCAAAACAGCAGUCCAUUAGUCGAACGCCUGAGAAAUCCCUGAACUGAUAAAUCCUCCACAAAAAGAAAAAGGGGUCGCGAGAAAAACAAGAAAAACUCAGAUUUUUGUGAGUGGGAAAGAAAGCAAUAAGAUAAACACAAAGAGAAGCCCUCAAACCAAAGAUUAAAAAAGAAAGAAAGAAAGAAAGAAAGAAGAGAGAUCUUCCUCCAUCCUUAUCUCCAUCUCUCUUUGUUUUUUUUUUUCUCUUCUCUUCUGAAAUACUUUGUCUCAACAUACCCGUCCACUUUCCCCUACAUCAUUGCGCCAAAAUAGCUAUGUCUAGUCACGAAUUCCAUUCUGGCCAUCAUAAUCCCGAAGAUGGGGCUGCGGCAGGUUUGUUAAACGACAUUUCUUCCUAUACCUUUCAAACAUUACUUCAUGGCCCCUCGAGUUAUCGUACCUCAUCUACUUCCUCACAUGUGUUCUAUGGUGCACCAGCUCGGCCGUAUGCCCCACUCCCAGCGCAUCCACACGCCCCGCUGUCGACAACUUAUGGAACUCCAAUAAGAUCGCAGGUUAUGCGGCAGUCAUUCGUCGCAUACGAUGAUGUUUCAAUCCAAGACUACGAAAUCCCGCCAACAAGAUCUUAUGUGCGAGGGAGGAACUUCUACACCCCUCAGGGGAACUGGCAAUCGGAAGAGCCACCUUCUAAUCCACGAGCUUCAUCACCACCCAGGAUGGUACUCCCCAAACGGAAGCGACAUGCUUCGGAGAAGGCCCUUGCUGAGCUGAAGCCAUUGGCUUUAAGGGAGCUAAAGGAGGAUGAGACGGCCUGUAUCAUUUGUAUGGAGGAUUAUGUUGAUGUCCCUGAUUCCACGGAUGAGCUCAAGACUGAACACGCGCUGCAGAUGAGCUGCGGGCAUCACUUUGGUUCUUACUGUCUGAAGAUUUGGUUGAAGGGGCAUAGCACAUGUCCAACUUGUCGAAGGGAGGUGGAUUUUGUUGAGGAGGAGGAGGGGAGGUCAAUGGCGAUGAG